Messenger RNA from Trematomus bernacchii (emerald rockcod), 1688 nucleotides. It is a transcript of the gene smyd1a, whose product is annotated as SET and MYND domain containing 1a. The transcript has 10 exons. Bases 96 to 1514 code for a protein of 472 amino acids. The record is from RefSeq and is a predicted model, not a curated record. Lineage: Eukaryota; Metazoa; Chordata; Actinopteri; Perciformes; Nototheniidae. Gene Ontology annotation, cellular component: nucleus. Gene Ontology annotation, molecular function: protein binding.
AGAGUUUCCUUCUCUCUCCACUCUCCACUCUUAUCCUCUUCCUCCCUGCAGCUCGACUAUCCCCUUCCUCCUCCUCCUCCUCCUCCUCUGACACCAUGACUGUGGGGAACAUGGACAGUGCUGAGCUGUUUGAUGCUGGGAAGAAGGGUCGAGGCCUGAGAGCCAGAAAGGACCUGAACGCCGGGGACGUGGUCUUCUCCGAGUCCAGCUUCUCUGCUGUGGUCUUCGACAGUUUGGUCACCAAGGUGUGCCACAGCUGUUUCCGGCACCAGGCCGACCUCCACCGAUGUGCUCAGUGCAAAUUCGCCCAUUACUGCGACCGCACCUGUCAGACCGCGUGCUGGAGCGAACACAAACACGAGUGUGGAGCCAUCAGGAAGACCGGGAAGGCUCCGAGUGAGAGCGUGCGUCUGGCUGCUCGUGUGCUGUGGCGCGUGCACAAGGACACGGGCAUAGUGUCCGACAGUCAGCUGAUCUCCGUGGAUCAGCUGAAGGAUCAUGUGACCGACCUGCCUGAAGAGGGCCUGAAGCAGCUGCAGACCGACGUGCUCACCUUCUUUGCUUAUUGGUCUCAUGGAAGAAAGCAGCACUCUGUGGAGUACAUCUCCAAACUCUUUGGCAUUAUCAAGUGUAAUGGCUUCACGCUGAGUGACCAAAGAGGCCUUCAGGCUGUGGGUGUGGGUCUUUUCCCAAACCUCUGUCUGGUGAACCAUGACUGUUGGCCCAACUGCACCGUCAUCCUCAACCACGGCAACCAAUCAGCGCUGAGCUCUGCCCUCCACUCUCAGAGGAGGAUCGAGCUGCGAGCUGUGGGGAAGAUCUCCGAGGGUGAGGAGCUGACCGUGAGCUACGUGGACUUCCUCAACCUGUCUGCUGACCGCCAGAAGAGCCUGAGGGAGAGUUUCCACUUUGAGUGCACCUGCCAACACUGCAGCGAGAAGAUCAGUGACGACCUGAUGACUGCCACCGCAGAGAAGGACGGAAGCAAACCGUCUGCUGAUAAGGUGAAGGAGAUCAUCGCCCUCAGUAAGGAGUAUCUGGAGAGGAUUGAUAUUGCCCGUAUUGAUCGGGACUAUCAUAAGGUGGUGACCUUGUGCUGUGACUGUCUGGAGAAGCAGGAGAACGUGUUGGCCGACACUAACCUGUUGAAGCUGCGUGUGUUCAGCAUCACCAGUGAGGUGCUCUCUUUCCUGCGCAACUUCUCCGAGGCUGCAGACUACGCCCGCCGGAUGGUGGAGGGAUACACGAAGCUGUGCCACCCUAACAACGCUCUGCUGGGGAUGGCCACCAUGAGAGCCGGAGUCACUCACUGGCACGGCGGACAGAUUGAGACCGGACACAAGUUCAUCUGCAAGGCUUACGGCAUCCUGAUGGUGACGCACGGACCCAACCACGCUAUCACCAAGGACCUGGAGUCCAUGCGCACGCAGACUGAACUGGAGCUGAAGAUGUUUAAUGAGGACGAGAAGAAGUACCAGAGCAUGAGAGACGCCGCUCUGCAGAUCCCCGUCUGAAUAUGAGGAAGAGGUCUUUACUGCAAGACCCUCACCUUCAUCACCUUCAUCACUGAAACAUGAGUCUCCACUGCAAGACCCUCACCUUCAUCACUGAAACAUGAUGAUGACGUGCUCAUGCAGUAUGUCUGAUAUUACACUGUUCUGUUCAAACUAAUAAAACAGUCCAGAAGG